Messenger RNA from Sphenostylis stenocarpa, 894 nucleotides. The record is from the annotation of a GenBank genome assembly. NCBI's taxonomy places the organism in Eukaryota, Viridiplantae, Streptophyta, Magnoliopsida, Fabales, Fabaceae.
AUGUGGCAUGCUAGUGCACCUCGAACCUCAGGAAUGGUAGGUUUAUCUCUUGGAGAAAAACAUUUCAUACAAGGUGGCAUCGCUCAUGAUCUUCGAUGUGAUGGUAGAAAGAGAUUGACUUAUCGGCGGAUCUCAGUUGAAACUGGAGUGAUUCCUCAUGCAAAUGGUUCAGCUCAAGUCAGAAUCGGUGGCACAGAUGUCAUUGCCAGCAUUAAGGCUGAACUUGGAAAGCCAAGCUUGUUGCAACCUGACAAAGGAAAAGUCUCUAUAUAUAUUGAUUGCAGUUCAACUGCAGAGCCAGCCUUUGAGGGUAGAGGGGGUAAUGAGUUGGCAGCAGAACUAUCAAUUGCUCUUCAACGCUGUCUCUUGGGUGGUAAAAGUGGAGCAGGUGCUGGAAUUGACCUUUCAUCACUUAUUGUCGUUGAAGGAAAAAUUUGUUGGGAUCUUUACAUUGAUGGGCUUGUUGUUAGCUCAGAUGGAAAUUUGUUGGAUGCUCUAGGUGCUGCUAUUAAGGCUGCUUUGUGCAAUACAGGCAUUCCAAGAGUCCAAGUUGCUGCUGGAACAUCAAAUGAUGAGCAACCAGAAGUUGACGUAAGCGAUGAGGAGUUUCUGCAGUUUGACACAUCUGGAGUUCCAGUCAUAGUUACACUGACUAAGGUUGGGAGGCACUAUAUUGUGGAUGCAACAUCAGAAGAGGAAUCACAAAUGAGCUCUGCUGUUUCUAUAUCUGUUAAUAGGCAAGGCCACAUUUGUGGUAUGACCAAACGAGGAGGUGUAGGGCUGGAUCCAAGCAUCAUUCUUGAUAUGAUAUCUGUUGCUCAGCAUGUCAGCGCGCAAUUAAUAAACAAAUUGGAUUCAGAAAUAGCUUCUGCUGAAGCUGAAGAGGAGACAUGA